Penicillium oxalicum is the source of this 285-nucleotide messenger RNA. RefSeq lists its product as uncharacterized. Bases 1 to 285 code for a protein of 94 amino acids. The transcript has a single exon. The record is from RefSeq and is a predicted model, not a curated record. Lineage: Eukaryota; Fungi; Ascomycota; Eurotiomycetes; Eurotiales; Aspergillaceae.
AUGGCCAUACUUGCGCCCGAAAGAAUCGACCUACCAACAGUUGCGGAGAUCGAAGCCUCGCCGGAUGUGUUGAGUAUUCGGACAAACGCUAUCAAAGUCGUUCGGGUCCGGGAACGCUUCGCAGUCAAGUUUGGCUAUUCUAUUCCACCCCUAGAAGCAGAGAACAUGAAAUUCGUCGCACACAAUAGCAACGUUCCGGUGCCGACGGUUCACGACAACUUUCUCGAUCGGGAAACUCAAAAGAGAUAUAUCAUUAUGGAUUAUAUCCCAGGCAUGGACCUCUAA